AUGGCUGUGGUCGAUGUAAUCAAAUCAUGCCAUGAUUCCAUUACUCAAAUAUCAGAGCAUGUUGAAGGUGCCAUUCUUUAUCUUGAUUCUGGAUGCACGGAAAGUUUCCAAUUUGCUGGAGCAUUUCCCGUGCUACUCGACCUUGGAGUGAGAGCUAUUUGCAGCCUGGAAAAUAUGUCUUCUCUUGAUUCGGUGGUUAAUUGGAACCCAAAUUCUGACUCUGCUUGGAAAAUUGUGGUUAUGACAUCUCGUGUUCUGAGUGAUGCACAUCGAUAUAUUCUGCGUUGCUUGAGUACACAUCAAGGUGUCCAUCGUUGUACAGUCUUUACAUCUAUCCCUGAGUUAGCCCAAUCAGCAUAUCCUGAUUCACCUCUGGGACCAGAUGCAUUCCAUGAAUAUGAAACCUUGCUUCUUCAAGAUUAUGAGGAGAUUGUGAAGAAGAGUCAGAAAAAUUUUUCGCACUCAGAGAAUAGCAACUGCCAGGAAAGUUUAACCUUCGAAGAUGAAGGAUGGUCACGGCUCACAUCCAGUGAAGAAGAUGUCCCUCACCGUGAAGCUAGUUCAAGUGGGAAGAUUUUAUUUGGAGAUAGCAAUACAGAAUAUUUAGGGCAAAAAUUGGUCAUUUCAGUGCAUCACUUUCCCUUGAUUUUGUGUCCCUUUUCUCCUAAAGUCUUUGUGUUGCCUUCAGAGGGUUCAGUUUCUGAAGCAUACUUGUCAGCCAAACAUGAGGAUUCUCUUAGCCCUGGAUUGCCUCCUAUAAGUACUGGAGUGCCUCCUGAUGGUGACGAUGUUGCUCCUGGGGCCCUACUUACAGCACAUUUUUUAUACCAUCUGGCUGCUAAGAUGGACUUGAAAAUGGAAAUAUUUUCCCUUGGUGAUUUAUCAAAGACUGUUGGGAAGAUUAUGACAGACAUGUCAAGUCUUUAUGAUGUGGGGCGCCGUAAACGUUCUGCUGGGCUGUUACUCAUUGAUCGCACACUUGAUCUCCUUACUCCAUGCUGCCAUGGGGAUUCACUUGUUGAUCGUAUGUUUUCAUCUUUGCCCCGAAGAGAAAGAACAACAUCCUAUUCCUACAUGAAAGGCUCAAAAACCCAACUCAAACUUGUUCCUUCUAGCCUACAACGUGUACCUCUUGAUGUUCAGAUACCACUAGGAAAAAUAUUACAAGAAGAAGAAUCCAAUGUAAAUGAUUCUCAGCUUGCAGAAAGAAUUGAAGCUUUUCUAGGGGGGUGGGAUGCCUGUAAUUCUCAUCCUGAAACUUUGGACAUAGUAAAUCUCUGCAAUAGAGUUGAUGAUGGGAAGUCCUCUUUCUCUGAGAUUCAGCUGCUCAAUGGAUCCUUUGUUUCCUCUGAAACAUUUCGUGGAACACCAUACUUGGAAGCUAUAUUGGACAGAAGAACAAAAGAUGGAGCAGUGCUGGUAAAGAAAUGGCUUCAGGAAACACUGCGUUGGCAAAAUAUCACUGCUAAUGUAAAAGUUCGUCCUGGUUUUGCUAAAAAAUCGGAGUUGCAACCUAUGAUUAGAGCGCUGGCAAAAAGCCAGUCAUCAUUAAUCAGAAAUAAAGGAAUAAUUCAGCUAGCAGCAGCUCUACUUGUCACGCUUGAGGAAUCACAUAGCACCAGAUGGAAUGCAUUUGUCAGCGCUGAGAAAAUAUUGAGUGCCACCGCAGGAGAUACAAGCCAGAGUCUUGGCGCUCAAAUAGGUGAUCUUAUCCAUAAGAGUACCAUGCUGGGAUCGGGGGAGAGAAGAAUACAGAGCAUUUGCAAGGUGGGAUAUAUUUUAGCUGGUGAGAAUUUCCCUACAUCUGGGUCUGUCAGCCCAUUUUCUUGGCAAGAGGAGCAUUUUCUAAAAGAAGCUAUUGUGGAUGCGAUUUUCGAAAAUGCAUCAGUAGUGAAACUUAAGUUUCUCGAUGGUUUAACAGAAGAACUUGAGGCAAACUUAAACAGAAAAAAGUCUCAGGACACAAUAGAAGCAUCGCCAGAUCAGUUAGAAUUUGAUGAUUUUGAUGAUGAUGAAUGGGGCAAAUGGGGUGACGAAGAAGAAGAUGAUAAGAAUAAUAAAGAACAGGCAUAUAGUGACAUGCAACUAAAGUUGGAAUUGCGUGACAGGGUGGACAACCUUUUCAAAUUUCUUCGCAAGUUAUCUACUCUGAAGAGGAGGAAUGUAUCACUGAGGGAAGGGACAUUUUCUUUGGAAAGUAACUUCACUGGUGAUUCUGACUCCAAUAAGAGUUUAAUCUAUAAGCUUCUGACCAGAGUAUUGGGCAAGUACGAUGUACCCGGCUUGGAGUACCAUUCUUCUACCGUGGGGCGACUUUUUAAAAGUGGCUUUGGAAGAUUUGGUCUUGGACAGACAAAACCAAGUCUUGCUGACCAAAAUGUCAUAAUGGUUUUCGUUGUUGGGGGCAUCAAUGCGGCUGAGGUACGGGAAGUUCAAGAGGCAUUAUCUGAGAGUGGAAGGCCUGACAUAGAAUUGAUUCUUGGUGGAACAACAUUUUUAACACCUGACGACAUGCUUAUGCUACUAAUGGGGGACUCUAGCUACUUGACCUUAAACACAAAGGUCGCUAAUAGCCUUAACAAUACCAAUGGCAUCCGAUUCGAUUUGGACCUCAUUCAACCUCUCCUGUUAGCUGCCCAUAGCAGUGCUUCUCUGCAUGGAGUGGCUUCUGCUUUACAAGUGGAAAGAGCACAACAGCUUGAUGUUUUGUCUAUUUCCAUCGAUGGAGUUCAACUCCCAAUCUCAGGUUAA
Molecule: messenger RNA, 2751 nt
Organism: Dovyalis caffra
Lineage: Eukaryota; Viridiplantae; Streptophyta; Magnoliopsida; Malpighiales; Salicaceae
Source: the annotation of a GenBank genome assembly